UACUUUUAUGCCACAGAGCCCAUUCCUUGAUCAUGAUACUUUAUUUUGAGCAAUAAGACUGUACAUGAUAGCAUGAUGUACAAGAAUAUCAGUCAACCGUUGGACAGCAAUUCUCAGUUGAUGAGGGCGAGGAAUGUUCUUGAGACGCAAGUUCGACAUGGGUCCACAAAGCGGGAUAAUGUUCAACAUUUAGUUGAUGAUCUUUUACAGUUUGAUCUACCUGUUCCUGCACGAUACAAACAUCUUGAUGUUUUACGAAUUUUGGAGGAUAAUUGUGGGAGAAAUGGUCCUGGCCUCGGAGCACUUUUAAGAGGAUUGAGUAUAUUGGAAAGAUAUGGAAAAAAUUUAUUACGCUCAGAACGACCCGCGCAAUGGAGGGUUGUCAGAUUAUCGAACAAUAUAUUCAAACUCGAAGUUGAUAUUGUUAGGGGUGCAAGAGAUAUUUUGAAACUUCUCGGAUACACAACAUUAGUACUUGAUGGUCUGUCUUAUCCUGAAGAUAUUCUUGUACCUGAUGUACCUAUGAUCGCAUCGGUUACAGCAGAUAUUCUUUUGCUUCGACAAGAGUUGAUAAUGCUAGCACAUGGCGAACACAAACUUGAGAAAGAUUUUUAUCCCUAUAUUCCUAAGACGGAAAUUAGAGCAAUACAAACUGCUUAUCAAGAAAAAGUGAAGCCUAGUACUCCUGCUGCUCCAGCUACACCAGAACCUUCCUCGAGUUCAAAUGAUAUUUCAAAUAUGCCUGGUUCAUUACCGAACCCCCCAACAUAUGAAGCAGUCCUACAAGGUGCUGGUAGGAAAUUCGAUGAACCAAUGCUUCAAGAACCUGCAUCUUUCCAAGCUGUAAACCACAUUGGUAAUUCCAUAAACAAUAUUUCCAAUUCCGGAUUCAAAAACGUUUCUGUAAAGGAACAACAGCAGCCUACAGAAAUUUUAGAUGAAGAACUCUGUGAUAUUUGUGGCCAAAAAAAGAGCACAAUAAAAUGUCGAAAAUGUGAUAAAAUUUUUUGUGAAGGCUGUGAUAAGAUUUGGCAUAAUAAUCCGAAAAGAAGAAACCACUCUAGAGAUAUUAUUGAAAACGCUGCACCUCCUACUCGAGACGUGCCUGAAAGUAGCAUGAUGAAUUCACUAAACAAUGGUUAUGAAAAUCGCAUGCCUAAUGGAUCAAUGGGUAGUUUGGGCUAUUCCCCACAGCAUGGACAAAUUGCUUCACAAGAGCGAGCAGGGCUGGGCAAUCACAGCAAUCAACCAACAUUAUCUGGUGAGAGACUUCGUCCCACAAUGUACAGCAGAACUUCCACACUUUCAGAAGAUACUGAAUGGACAAGAAAGGUAAAUCGAAUGGCUACUGAAUUGAUGGACAUUGAAAAUCCAAUGGCAAAACGAGAGAAGUUAUUUCAGUGUUUAAAAGAUUUAGAUAAAGAGGCAUCUAAGUAUCAAAGCGGAAUUAAUCAGCUCUUAAGUAAAGCAGAUAAAAAACCAUCAUUGGCAAAUCAUUUUCAAGAAAAAAUUGAUAAAAUCGAAGACAUUAAGACACAGUUUAAAACUCUGUGUGGAUACGAAGAUCCACCACCAAGCUCUCAAAGUCAAGAAGCAUCAAUGGAGGUUCCAAUUCAGAGUAUGGAAUUCGGUAAUUUUUCAAACUUACCAAGCGAGGGCGGUUGGUCAUUCAAAUCGAGCAGAUCAGAAGUCGAAUCGAAUCUAGAUGAGAAUGUCGUUGCAUCGAUGCAACCAGCUUCUUCUGGACAUCGCAGUAGUUCAACAAAUUCUUUGCCGAACAUUUCAAAGCCGCUUGUGCCGGUAGCAAACUUGAUAGACUUUUCUCCUGAGGUUACUGGUGCAAAUUUAAUCAACCAUUCUGGUUUUUCUUACCCAAGUACAAAUAAUGGGCCCUUGAAUUUGACGUCUUCGCAAUAUGGAAAGGGAAACGAGAGAGCUAUCUCACCUAUUGAUGAAACAGUAAUCAAAUCUCCUGGGAGUGGAGGAGAUGCACAAUAUUUUGUACAGCCAAUGAGUACUUCAGCUAUGGAAGAUCCAGACUUACAAAGUGUAUUCAGCAUACCACCGUCAACAUUUGAGCCAUUAUCUCAUGAAAGCUUGAAACGAAUUUUCCCGAAUGAUCAAAAUGGAACAACACAACCAGCUAAAGUAAAUAAGAGCAGCCCUGAGCGCAAACCUUAUGUACCUGAAAUCGAAUCAGGUUUGCAUCAUAUGAACAUUGAAACGACUAUACCUAGCAAAGUGGUUGAACCAAAAAAGAAAUCUUCUGAGUUGAUAUUAAACAAAAAAUCACCCGACAGUGAAGAAGAAGACUUUCACAGUGCGGAGGAGGGUGAUAUACCUCUGAAAGCAAAUAUUGUUGGGAAUCGACUCGAAGAACCGAUUCUAAGCACAUCAACUGUAUUUCUCCCCAACAUAUCUCCGGAGGAUUUAAGAAAUCGGAUGAAGAAAGAAGAAAACAGAUUUCAAACUACGCAAUUCUUGGACUUGAUAAGGGCUGGGGAUUUGGAAAUGUUUCGUCCCGAUCAAGUACAAGUUGCAAUAAAGGAAUUAGAGAAGGAAAAAAAUGAUAUGAGGUUUACACCUAAUUCCUGGUUGGAAAGAAAUUGGAAAAAUCAUGUCAUGUCGUUUAUUGUUUUCGUGAAGGAAAAAGGAUACAAAAUAUCAGCGGAAAGUGCUGAAGAUGUUUUAUUAGAAGGAGAGUACAAUUUUGAAAAAGCUUUUGAAUUAAUUGUUGAUGCUCAACAUGAAAAGGUGAGAGAUCUCGGGGAAGAAUUUGGUUUCGAAGCUGCUCAGAAAGCAAUGUCUGCUAAUAGAGGGGAUAGAUAUCUGGCAAGAACCUCUUUACAGAAAGAUCAUUUACAGGAUAUUUACAAAGAAUUCAUUGAGAAAGAAGCUGAUGAUGAACCUGAUGUUGUGACGUUUAAACGUGCGCUAGAAAUUGACAAAAACGAAUUGUUGAAAAACCAUGCAUUUGUAGCCAUAUUUGAUUUCAAGCAAGUGCCUCGUGCCGAAACGUUGAAUGCAUUGUUGGAAAUCUUACCAGAUGAACUUCUGUCUACCUUACUACAAGACGCAAUUGAAGCUAUCUCCAGUGAUAAUGAUAUGAUAGAUGUUGAUAAUGCCAUUCGUUAUCUUGAUAAUGAAUGCAUGAUAUGUACGGAGAAGUUCCCUCAAAGUAAAAUUACAUGCCUGCCAACCUGUGGUGACAAUGGAUGUAAUUAUUGUAGAUCUUGUUUGGAGCAACAUCUAGCCAUAUGUGUCACAGAUAAAAACAUAAGGGAUAUUGUCUGUCCUGUGUGCUCACAACCUGAAACAAACAGUGAUGAAGAAACGUUGUUAAAUUUUUUCAGCCAUGUUGAUGCUAUUCUUCGGCAUAUGCCAGACAAGAAAUAUCAUGAUAUUUUUUUACAAAAAUCUCGCGAUUUUACUUUGAUGAGAUUGCCAAACUUCAGAUGGUGUUCACAUUGCAGCGGUGGAUUUCAAUAUGAAUAUGACGCUGAAAAUAAUAAUUUAAAGAUGGUUUGUCCAUUUUGCAGAAAGGGAACAUGUUACAAAUGUAAAAAGAACUGGGAAUCCCAACAUGAUGGUAUCACUUGUGAACAAUUCCAGCGUUGGAAAGAACAAAACGAUCCAGAGUUUCAAGCAGUUGGUCUUGCUCGUCAUCUAAAAGAAAAUGGAAUAGAUUGUCCCGACUGCAAUUUCCGUUAUGCUCUUGCAAAAGGUGGAUGUAUGCAUUUCAAAUGCACUCAGUGUUCACAUGAAUUCUGUAGUGGAUGUGCAAGUGCUUUCAAAAAUGGAAAAAAAUGUGGUAAAUUUCCAACAUGUCAUUCAAGAGGACUACAUGCUCACCAUCCUCGUGAUUGCUUGUUUUACUUGAGAGAUUACAAUCCAUCUCAACUUCAAAAACUUUUACGUGAUAAUAACAUACAAUACAACACAAAAGGAGGGAAUCAAAAAACGUGUGAGGUUAUGGAACAGAAAGAUACUCCCGAUGGACUGAAAGAUGAUGCUUGUGGACGUAAUGUAAUGAAUAAUUGUGCUGGGUUGUGCAAGCUUCAUUAUAUUGAAUAUCUGGUUAAUCUUGUUAACAUUCAUCGUCUGGAUCCAGCAGAUAUUUUUACGGUUGAUGAAUUGAAAACUUGCUUGAGAAGAGAAGAUAUUGAUAUCCCACAGAAAAAGGCAAGGGAAAGUGAAGACACUUAUCGUAAAACUCUGCUUGCGGAAGUUAAAAAAUUGCCAUUGAAAAGACAAGGUGAGAAUGAAGAUGUUGAAAUGGACAAAUGAAUCUUGACAGAGAUAUUUACGUAAUACAACAAAUGCAACAGUUCAUUUUUGCACCAGUAAUGAUAUAAGAUUCAGUCUGCGUGUUAUAUUCUAUAUUGUUUGAAUAUAUUUAGGAAUCUAUGAAGUUUAACUAUGUAAUAAGGAAUGUUAUUUUUAUUAUAAAGCAAAGAUUUUUAAACCAGCUAAAAAAAAUUUCAAGAAAAUAAUAGCCUAAGUAUUUGUAUCAAAUUUGUUUGAAGAAAGUUUAGCCUCAAUUGUGCGAAACCACAAUUGAAAAAAGGAAAUAUCGAUGAAAGGAAUGUCAUAAAUUACCACUGAAGUAUCAAGAAUUACAUAUCAAUUUAACAUGACAAAUAAUAUGUCAGUAGUUAUGGGUUGAUAAUAACAAGUGGUCCAUUUCACGAGUUAUUCGCAUUUGUUUGCUUCAUUAUCAUUAGUAAAAAACUCCUAUAUGAUCACUACUGUACUGUAUGGAAAAAAGCACAGUGCAACCAAGAUCAAGGUUUUCCAUCCUUAUUCCCUUCACAAAUUUCGAAAGGAAAAUUCCCCUUGUUAUUCGUUUAUUUUGCAACAGAUGAUGUUGUAACUUCCAUGGUGUUGCAAUAUUCCAUUUGAUCAUGUAAUCGAGUCCAAGCCAUAUGUUUAUUCGAGUGUUCUCGCUCCCAGGAUAAAUAUGUAAUGAAAGGAAAUGAUCCACCUGCAAAGCUGGUCGAAUUCACCUCAAAGUGUUUAAAUCACCAUGCGAUUAAAAACCCCUGUCCUGAACGCUAUUUGUUCUCAUCUAGCAGAAAAAAAUAUAAUAUUCUCUCAAUUUGUGAAUAAUUUAAAAUUGAUUUUUUUUCAUCCCGCUAAGCUGGUGAAUUUUAAUUGGUCUAGUCCAGCACCAUGCCAAUGUGACUUGUGUUCCCUUCGCUGUAUGUACUUUUUGCUAUAUAUAUACCCUAUGCAUUGAUUCAGUGUGUUAUAUUUGUCGACAUGGUCCUAGUUUGCUAUCUCAUGCAUGGUUUAUGAAUGUAUCGGUAAUUCAUAAGUACAUUAAAUUCACUCAUAAAA
Messenger RNA from Styela clava, 5340 nucleotides. RefSeq lists its product as uncharacterized. Gene Ontology annotation, cellular component: LUBAC complex. NCBI's taxonomy places the organism in Eukaryota, Metazoa, Chordata, Ascidiacea, Stolidobranchia, Styelidae. Gene Ontology annotation, biological process: protein linear polyubiquitination. Gene Ontology annotation, molecular function: zinc ion binding; K48-linked polyubiquitin modification-dependent protein binding; linear polyubiquitin binding. The record is from RefSeq and is a predicted model, not a curated record.